This is a messenger RNA of Lactuca sativa (garden lettuce), 1749 nucleotides long. Its product is annotated as protein FAR1-RELATED SEQUENCE 5. Gene Ontology annotation, molecular function: zinc ion binding. The record is from RefSeq and is a predicted model, not a curated record. Lineage: Eukaryota; Viridiplantae; Streptophyta; Magnoliopsida; Asterales; Asteraceae.
AUGCAUAUGUUGGACAAACUAUUCAUUGUCAAAGCUACAACUCUCAAUAUUGGAGCAACAAAAGCACACAAAUUGAGGGCAGCUAUGGUUGGAGGAUAUGAUAAUCUCAGUGCAACAAGUGUAGAUUAUAAGAAUUUAUGGAGAGAUUACCCAACUCUGGUGGGUCCUAGUGAUGCACAAUGUAUUAUUGAUCAGUUGAUUCACAGACGAGAUACAUAUCCUAACUUUUACUGUAAUUACAAAGUGAAGAAUAAAUCAUUGAUUGGUGUAUUUUGGGUACACGAAACAUCAAAAGAGUACUACUCAAAGUUCAACGACGUAAUAUCAAUUGAUGCAACAUACCGGACAAACAAAUACAAGAUGAUAUUUGUUCCAUUCUCUGCAAUAAACAAUCACCAAAAAACAGUGACUGUAGGUGCAACACUAUUGUCGGAUGAAAGAAUUGAGUCAUACAUAUGGAUGCUUAACUGUUUUAUUUCCGCACAUGGUAAACCACCAAAUUUAAUUCUUACAGAUCAGGAUCCAGCUUUAAUUCAUGCAAUAUCAACAGUUCUACCUACAUCACAACAUCGUUUAUGUAUGUGGCAUAUCAUGUCAAAAUUGGAAAAUAAGGUAGAAAGAACCAUUACAAAGAAAACUGAAUUCAAGAGUGGAAUCCAUAAGCUAGUGUGGAAUACAUACAUUAAUCCCGAUGAAUUUGAAAUAUGUUGGAAUAUGAUGUUGGAUGAGUUUGGGUUGAGAAGUAAUAAAUGGUUAGCUGAAAUGUACAAUAGAAGACAUGAAUGGAAUCCAACAUACUUUAGACAUAUUCCAAUGUCUGGGUUAAUGAAAACAACAUCCCGUUCUGAAAGUUCUAACUCUUUCUUCAACCGGUUUGUCAGCACGGACAACUUGCUUGUUAACUUCAUGUUGAACUUUGAUACAGCUAUAUCAAAGCAAAGACAUGAACAAAAAAAGCUAGAUGCAAAAUCCAACAAUAAUAAACCGAAGAUGAUUUGUAUGAUUGAUCCAUAUCUAAUUCAACAACAUGCAUCUAUGAUGUACACUAUGAAGAUAUUUUUCAAGGUUCAAAAGGAUAUCAAGAAAGCUUACACAAUGUGUUAUCAAAAGUCAGUUCUCAACUACAACAAUUCUCAGUUAUGCACUGUUGCAUUUUAUAACAAGAUAACAGAAAUGCAAACAAAAUUUCAGGUGCCUUUCAAUCCUAUCAAUCACACUAUAGAAUGUUCAUGUGGGAAGUUUACAAUAGUAGGUCUGUUAUGUUGUCAUUCUUUGAGAGUGUUGAUCGAUAAUAAUGUUUGCAAAAUUCCGGAUAUGUAUAUUGUGCCAAGAUGGAGAAAAGAUAUCAUAUCAGUGGAAAAACACAGCUUUGGACAACAAUGGGAAUUCUGCAGGACAAAAACAACAAAACUAAUAGAAGAAGCAUGCAGAGCUGCAGAAUCAUGUAUAAAUGCAGCUGCAGAUGAUGAUGAUUUGAUUGCAAAUUCAUUUGAACUGGAUUUGGAUAUCUUUAAAGAUAUGACGUAUCACAUGGACGCAUUGAAGAAUUACACAAGUAAGAGAAACUUUAAAUUGGAGAAUGAAAUCUUUCAAUCGAUGCAAAAUUGUAACAUUAAAAAUAUAGUGUCUGUAGACGGAAAUAAUCAAUAUAUAGUGCGAGAAAAGAUGACAACUCUUUUAAGCAGAGUGAUUGAUGUUGAAGAGGAUUACGAGGUAAUAUUUGACAUGGGAAUGGAGUUGUUUAAAUGA